Babesia bigemina is the source of this 534-nucleotide messenger RNA. RefSeq lists its product as hypothetical. The record is from RefSeq and is a predicted model, not a curated record. Lineage: Eukaryota; Apicomplexa; Aconoidasida; Piroplasmida; Babesiidae. The transcript is spliced from 2 exons. Bases 1 to 534 code for a protein of 177 amino acids.
AUGGACCUGUUAGACUUCAUCGCGUCCCGCGACGUACUGAAGGGCAACAAGGCCGAGUCCGACUCCGCGCAGACGUCGCCUUACCGGGACUACGAAACGCGGUGGAAGGAGCUCAAGCGCGUCAUCCGCGCGGAGAACGCGAAAAAGAAUCCGUGCCACGUCACCCUGAAACGUGCGACUGACGAGCUUCGGGAUAUCAGGCGCCAUCUGUUGCGGGAGGACGCCCGCCAAAGUGGCAGGCCGCAGCCGGUUUCGUGUCUGGGCAACUCCGCGCAGCGCCCGAAGCCCGACGCCUACAAGGACUGGUCGGAGGCGCCCAAAAUCCGCCAGCGCAAUCGCAACACCCGCCGUUUCGUGUUCUACAUGCCCGCCGGCAAGGAGAUGGGCACCGACGUGACCAUCGGCCGUGAACGCCUAGAGAAGAUACAGGAAACCGUGAACAGGCGCUCCUACGGCCCGCUUGAGAGCGGCCCCAAGGUGGCCAUCGCCGGGAUCCCGCAGCCCAUGGACCGGAUGAACCGCCGGAGGCGAUGA